GAUCCUCGCAGCGUCUGGCCCGCCGGCGGGCCCGCGGCCAGGGCUGGCACGCUCCAGCGCCCGGCCCGGCCUCGCCCCCCGCCUCCGCCCCGAAGGGGAGGGGAGGAGGGGCUGCUCGGCCAAGCGCGGGCUGAGCCGCCUCUAUAUAAACACCCGCCUGGACGGUCUUUCCCCGCAAACUGGCGCGGAGUGGAGCGACUCCUCCUCCCGGCGGCGGCGGCGGCGGCAGUAAGCAGCAGCAGCAGCGACGACUGCGGUGGUGGAGCGCCCCCCUUCCUGCCUUCGGUCCCCCCUCGCUCGCUCGCUCGCUCUCCCCCCGCCCCGGCAGAGGCGCUCAAGAGAGGCGCUCAAGUUGGACGGAGCGGUACCCCAGCCAGCUGCUGCCGGCGCAAAACGCUCCGCUCCAGAGUUUGCGGCGUUCUUUAAAAAGCAAAAAGACAGACAAAUCUUCUCUUGAGGGACGUGCGUGUGUGCAAAAGUCCUCCUCAGUUGUAUGCCCCUUGUGCUGCUUUCUUUCCCUUCUCCUCCCAGACACUCUCACCUUAUUUAUUUUUUUCUUUCUUUUGGGGGCAAACCAAAAAUCUCAUUAUUACGUGACUUCUGCUUUGUUUUUGUUUUGCGUGGAAAAAAAAUCUUAUUCCGUAGAUCUUGCUUUUUGCCUGUUCAGAAGAGAGAAUUUAAAACAGUCGCCUUUGGGAUUAGAGUUGCUUUGGGGGGAUUUUCUGCCCCCGCGCCGUCUUUUAUUUUUUGUUGUUGUUUGCAUUGCUUUCUAAGGUUUGGGGCGGGGGGCGCUUUUCGCUUUUCCAAGAAAACGAGGAGGACAAACUGCCAAGACUUUGACACUCGCUCCAGCUGUCCAGACCGCAUCCCACGUCGGUGGGUGGCUUUUUUCACGACCCCGCCGCAGCUCCAGCCUCCCUCGAAGCCCCCUCCCCAACUUUCAGCCCGCAGUGGGCGAGCACCGGGGGACGCCCCCCACCCGCCCGCCCGCAGGCCGCCCUCGCCACCGGCAGCAGCAAGAGGAAGAAGGAGGAAAAGGAGCCGCCGCCGCGCAAGAUGCUCUUCCAGAGCUUCGACCUGGUCUCGGCGCUGGCCACCUUCGUGGCCUGCCUGGUGUCGCUGACUCUGCUCCUGGCCGUCUCGCAGCAGCUCUGGCAGCUUCGCUGGGCCGCCACUCGCGACAAGAGCUGCAAACUGCCCAUCCCCAAGGGCUCCAUGGGCUUCCCGCUGGUCGGAGAGACCUUCCACUGGCUGCUGCAGGGUUCCUGUUUCCAGUCCUCUAGGAGAGAGAAAUAUGGGAAUGUCUUCAAGACCCACUUGCUGGGGCGCCCCUUGAUUCGGGUCACGGGAGCCGAGAACGUGCGCAAGAUCUUGAUGGGUGAGCACAGCUUGGUGAGCACAGAGUGGCCCCGAAGCACCCGGAUGCUGCUUGGCCCACACACGGUGGCCAACUCCAUCGGAGACAUCCACAGGCACAAGAGAAAGGUGUUCUCCAAGAUCUUCAGCCAUGAAGCCCUGGAGAGUUACCUUCCCAAGAUCCAGCUGGUGAUCCAAGACACACUGCGUGCCUGGAGCAGCAACCCAGAGCCCAUCAAUGUCUAUUACGAAGCACAGAAGCUCACCUUCCGCAUGGCCAUCAGGGUCCUGCUGGGGUUCCGGAUCCCAGACGAAGACCUCAGCCAGCUCUUUGAGGUCUACCAGCAAUUUGUGGAGAACGUCUUCUCUUUGCCUGUGGACCUGCCUUUUAGUGGCUACCGGAAGGGGAUUCGUGCUCGAGAGGUGUUGCAGAAGGGUCUAGAGAAAGCCAUCCGGGAAAAGCUGCAAAACACACAGGGCAAGGACUACUCUGACGCCCUGGACAUCCUCAUAGAAAGUGGCAAGGAGCACGGCAAGGAGCUGACCAUGCAAGAACUGAAGGACGGCACCCUUGAGUUGAUCUUUGCGGCCUAUGCGACCACAGCCAGUGCCAGCACCUCUCUGAUCAUGCAGCUCCUGAAGCAUCCGAGGGUCUUGGAGAAGCUCCGGGAAGAGCUGAGGAGCCAAGGGAUCCUCCACAACGGCUGCCUGUGUGAGGGCUCCCUCCAGCUGGACACCAUCUGCAGCCUCCGCUACCUGGACUGUGUCAUCAAGGAGGUGCUGCGGCUCUUCACCCCCAUCUCGGGGGGAUACAGGACGGUGCUGCAGACCUUUGAACUGGACGGCUUCCAGAUUCCCAAAGGCUGGAGUGUCAUGUACAGCAUCCGGGACACUCACGACACAGCUCCUGUCUUCAAGGAUGUGGACACGUUUGAUCCUGACCGCUUUGGACAGGACCGCACUGAAGACAAAGACGGCAGGUUCCAUUACCUCCCAUUUGGUGGAGGUGUACGGACCUGUCUUGGCAAACAUCUUGCCAAGCUGUUCCUCAAGGCACUAGCCAUUGAGCUGGCCAGCACCAGCCGCUUUGAGUUGGCCACCAGGACUUUCCCUCGGGUUACGCUGGUGCCUGUUGUUCACCCGGUCGACGGACUCAAGGUCAAAUUCUUUGGACUCGAUUCAAAUCAGAAUGAAAUCUUGACAGAAACAGAAGCCAUACUGAGUGCCACUGUGUGAGCUAAAUCUUUGGUUUGCUUCUCUAGGUUGGGGAGUUUGAGAGGGCCAGAAAGAAGGGAUGGAAAGGGGGGGGGAGGAAGCCCACCACUGAGGGAGAGAAGCCACCUCAUCAGCUGUUGUGGAACAACUUGGGGCAUUGGGGCAAAACCUUCUCUAGUGAAUAUAUAUGCCAAAACUAUGGUGGUGUUUUUAGUAUGAAGGGGGGGCAUACUGAGGAGAUCACUUGAUGGAUUUUGUUGUAUUUUUCUAAACACAAAGCAGAAGGUGGUUGUCUUGACCAUAAACCAUAUAUAAAUGUUUGUUUAUAGAUUAUAUGCAAGGAGGGAUUGAAAGCUGUUGGAGAAAGAACCUGCAGUGCACUUGCUUCUGAGUCCAGCUGUUCAGGCCUUUUUUUGGGGGGGGGAGCUGUCUGGCCAGAGGAUGAGCAAAGGCCCCUGGCAGAUGUUGCCAUCUGGGCAAGAGGGUUAAAUCUGUCAGUGGCGUGCCAGUGAUUGGGGGAUAGUUUUGCUUUCUUUAGAGAACUUGGCCAAGAGAAUCCCUGGUUUCAACCAGUAUUGUAUGGCUCAUGGUGGGGUAGGGAUUCCUCUCCAUGUUUCCAUCACAACAGCUUGGCUGUGUGUCCUGCAGGCACCAGGGUGUCCUGUGGAAGCAAGGUUGACUUUGGAACUGUUACACCUUUAGUUUUGAUGUCCAUGGGCCAUUUCCAGUGUUAACCUUUACCUUCUUGCAUGUUUAAAACACUUGUGGGGGAGUUGUCAGAGAAUGGCAGAGGGAGGUGUAUGUGUGUAUGUGUGUGUGGUGUCAAGAGGCUAAGGCAUGAGUAUGGAUCCAUGUUUUGUGAACCUCCUGUGUCUUUCUCUGGAGCUCACCCAACUGAUACUUUUGUCUCAUCCUACUGACCUCCAUUUCUUGGGUGGAUUGGUGGCUGCUUCCCUCUACCAGCUUGGGCAGGGAGCUGUAAUGGUGGAGAACAGGCCCUUGGCUUCUUGGAGGAGUCUUCUGGUGCCUAGAAAGCAAGGAAGCUGUUUCUUCUCCUACCCCCAAAUUGGCAGCCGAAUCCAGCCUCAGCCUCAGAUCGCCUCCUCGCCCCAGCCAUGAUGACGGUCAGCGUCACUAGAGAGAACUGGGGUCACAAAUCAAUAAGUUCUCUGGAACAACCAACUGCUGCUAUGCUGCCUGUAUUGAAAUCCCCUGUGGCUGCAUCCUGCCAUACCCAUUCUAAGGCAGACCUUGGUUUCUCAGGCCAUGGGCUUCUAUCUUGUCAGUAGUGGUAGCCCAAGGCUCACCCAUUCUCCAUCAGCAUGGAUUCACGUACCUGAAGUUGCUCUUUUGCACAUCAUGGUUCAAGAAUGAGUUAACCCAUUAAUAGGGCAACAGCUGCUGGUGUUGUAUUCUCCUAGAACAGAUGAGACACUGGACACCAUUCAGCAGAAGGCUGGGUGAGGAGACCCACUGAAGUGAGUGUGGGCUGCAUGAGAAUAGCAUUCUUGCAUGUUUCCCAUGGAAUGUGGGGCUGGCACAGGAGACUUUCUAUUUCUAUCGUACUCAGUAUUUCUUUGACUUCUGUCACAGGCAACACUUUAGACACAAUCUUAUGCACACUUACCUGGGAGUAAGCCCCAGAAAACACAGCAGGACUUCAUCUGAGUAAAUGUGUAGAGGUGGGCAAUCAGUUCAGCAUCUCUGUUUUGUGCUUCUGUGCAAUAUCCUGUUCAAACACUUCACAUUUUGGGGCUCUCAGAAAUGCCAUGCCACCCUUAAUGAGUGAAGGAGAAGCUAUGCCCUCCAGGAAGAGCCCCCACAUCCAUAGCUGCUCUAUGGCAAAAUGUGACAACCAGCCUCAUUAAGACUUGUGCCGUUCUCAAGAGGAGCAAACAGGCAACAGUCACCUAUCGAAGGCAGGGCUGCUCAACUUCAGACCUCCUGCAGAUGUUGGCCUACAGUUCCCACAAUUCCUGGCUAUUGAGUGCUGUGGCUGGGGAUUGUGGGAGCUGUAGUACAAAAACAGCCAGAGGGCCAAAGUUCAGCCAUAAUUUGAAUUCAAAUGGCAGCUGUCUAACAAGAUGUUAGAACAGCAAUAAGGACCAACUAGUUGUUUAGAAGUGUGGCAAACCUUCUAACCCCAGAGCGCCCUCAUCAGUCGGAGCAAUCCAGAACACGUCAUGUCUUAACAAUGGACCUCUGAACGAAGGAGAAACAGGGUAAAUAGGUGCUGGGGAAGGCAGGGCCCGGGGGGUUGGGGGAAUCCACCUGAACUGCUCUCUCGUUAGCUGAUGUUGGCCAAAAGACUUAAACUGUGCCCAACUGGCAAGUGGUCUUGUCCACCUGAAAUGCCAAAGCAUCAGCUGCCAUCUUGUACACAGCCUUAAUUUGUGUAAGCUGGACUGGGAAUCUGCAUACAUGCAAAUGUGGCUGAAAUGUAGCUGCUUGAUAGCAAGAUAACAUUUGGAGAGGGAGAGCCCAUUAAAGUCCAGGAGUCUGUUGCUAGCUUGUUAACUUGGAGAGAAUGGAGGAGAAAGGGCUGAGCCAAAACAACUAGCCUUGUUUUGGGGGGAGUGUUGAAAAGCACCUCCCACUGGCACCAACUGUCUGUGUGGCACAAACACCUCUGCUUUGUUUUCCUCCUCUUUUGCGCAGCGUUAGUUUUCUCCCCUUCUUUGUCUUCACUGUCCAUGGCUUCAUUUCCCCCAUACUGCCAUUUAAUCCAGCUGUGACCAAUGUGAUUUUUGUGGGGGACAUCACAGUGCUAUGUUCAACAUGAUGAUGUCACAGAGGCUGGAUACAUGAUGUGAGCCGCCACAGCCAAUUGGAUUCAGUGGCAACCUGAGCAGAUGAAGCCCAGGGGAGUCAGGGCAAAGGAGGACAAUGGUGCCCAGCAGAAGCCGGGGGCAAAAGAACACUGAGCAGCCUCUCAGCACAGCCUGAAUGAGUCUCUUGCCAUUCUCUUUGGCUAUGUUGGGCAUGCUACUUUCAAAGCAAACUCGGCACAGCCCUAGCAGUUUCAGAGGCAGAGGGAUGACCAAUCUGUGGGGAAGGUCUCUUGUGCCAGUCUGUUGCAGUGACUGAGAACUGUGCAAGAGGAGGUUGGUGCUCCCAUUUGUUUCAAGGGGCUUUGCACGAGUGGCAAAUUCUCCUGCAUGUGAAGAGUGAAAAAUCCCCACUUGGAAAGGGUGAAGCCAUUUCCCCUGUUUCGCUGCAAAGAUCCAAAUUUUGGCCUUUGGAGUUUUGCUGUAUGCUCAGCUUUGCAGUCAAACAUGGUUGCCUGAGUGCCCUGUUCCAGAGCCACGAGGCUCAUUCGGCAAGAAGCCAGUGCCUCUGAGAUUCACCAUUGUGCAAAUGCUGCCCAGUGCCACAGAUCUAGGAUCGGGGCUGGAAAGAAUGUCCCGGGCAGGGUGUAGCUUGCUUGACAGGCCUGAGCCCUGGUCCCUCUUCUCCUUGGAAAUGAACCACUGCAUGCGUGUUGCCCUUCUUAAUCCCCAUUUGCACUCGCUCUCAGGCGUACACCUUAAGAUGCACGUCUUAAAAUUGUAAUGUUGCAAGCGGCUCUUCUUGCAGAACAACUCUGGGUUUAUUUUAGAACUUUUGCUUCAGCUUCAUUUCUUCUCUCUAGAGGUUCCAAAAUUGAUUGCUGAUGCUUAUUGCGAUAAAUCAGACCUUUCCUUCAAGCACACAGAAAGGUGUCGCGGGAAGGGGGAGCCCAGCUGGUCACUGGGGUGGCAGCAGUAUUUUUAGGGGCACCCAGGAGGUAGCCCACAAUUUGAGGCAUAUCUGACGCUGCCUCAUACUGAGUCCGACCAUUGGGCAGCCCAUCCCAGGAUGGUCUACUCUGCUUGGCAGCAGCUCCAGGUCUCAGACGAGGAAGGAUCUUUUCCAUCACCACCCACCUGACCUUUUAACUGGAGAUGCUGCCAGGGACCCAACCUGGAACUUUCUUCAUGCAAAGCGGGUGCCCCUGGGCUGUAAAAAAGGUGUGGGGUUGGCCCAAGUGGGGAGCAGGUGAGGACGGGGAGGGAGAGAAAGAGGAGCUCUGAAAUUCCAGACAUCCUAUUACAUGUUUCAGUCAAAAGAUUUGGUGAUUUGUUGGAGACCAGCUGCCUUUCUAGACGACCAGUGAUGGAGGGGGGAGGGAAGGAAAUGUAAGAGGCAUACAUCUAUCAAUGUUAUAUAUCUAUCUAUCUGUAUACGUGUGUGUAUUGUAUCUAGGCAAGAAUAGCUCAUGUUUGAUUUACCAUUCCUAACUAAUAUAACUUGACUAAAAAGAAUAUUAAAAUGUUACUGCAGUGGGAUUGCAGGAUGAAAGCACUUUCGAGUCUCAGAAUAUGUGUUUGUCUUGUGUUCUUUUUAUUUCUUAGCACAGUCCAAAUUUGCUAUAUUAUUUUAUACACAAAGGUGGUGUUUUUGUAUUGUUCUGAGUUUAUAAACUAUUAUUAUUAUUAUUAUUAUUUUAUUGUUAUAAGUACUAUUUUUGUUAUAAUUCAAAAUAGAUAUUUAGUAUAAAAAGGGUUUGCUGUUAAAUAUUUGUUAUUUAGUAAAGUAUGAAUUAUCCCACCCACCCCCUCAGUUUCCUCCUUUAUUGUAAAUCUUGUCUGGAAAGAAAAUUAAUUAAUAUGUGUUAUCAGCAUGGAGUACAGCUGAGCAGGAAGGUUUCCUGCAAAAGCCUCCUGGGGGAUGGGACGUGCUCUUGCACAGCUUCCCUUGAAUGCAGCCAAGCUUGUGCAGGAGCCCUUCUUGCUCGAUGCGCCUGUUCGUUUCUAAUAUGAAGAGAAGUCAGCGCCUGUCCGGCGGGGUGUAUUUUGGUGCCGUGUGAAGAUGUGCUUUUGGUCAUGUGGUUUCCAGUGUGUAUAUAAUCUUGGGGCCAGUCCACAAGGAAGCCCGCUCAUGCACGCGCCGCUGAAAGGGGGGUGGCAAGGGGAGGUGGGCAGCCGUGCCCAGGGGCUCUUGCAGGCCUCCUGCUUGGCUUCAGUGGGGCUCACAUGUGAGCACAUCUGGGUGGGGCUACAUCCAUGAUGUGCUGAAUAAAUGAAUGUUGUGUACUUGGUGAUCUUAUAAAGAAAAUAAUCAAUGUGGCUAUUUUAUAGACUUCCAUAAUAAAAAAAAAUUGAAUCUCCA
Hemicordylus capensis (graceful crag lizard) is the source of this 7701-nucleotide messenger RNA. Its product is annotated as cytochrome P450 26B1. Gene Ontology annotation, molecular function: iron ion binding; oxidoreductase activity, acting on paired donors, with incorporation or reduction of molecular oxygen; heme binding. The transcript is spliced from 6 exons. Gene Ontology annotation, biological process: sterol metabolic process. NCBI's taxonomy places the organism in Eukaryota, Metazoa, Chordata, Lepidosauria, Squamata, Cordylidae. The record is from RefSeq and is a predicted model, not a curated record. Bases 1057 to 2592 code for a protein of 511 amino acids.